AUGUCGGUGUGGUCGGUCUGGGGUAUGACGGGCAUUAUAUACUCCCUCUUCUUGAUCGCAAUAAAAGUUGACGUGAGCAUGGUGAAGAGAACCAGGCUUUCUUUGAAGAUUGGUGCUCUAGGGUUCAUUCUCACCCUUGCGGUAUCCUUAGGCCUCGGAAUCCCACUAGCCAGCUCCAUUCCUGGAAUCCAAGGAGGAAUCUUCCCCAUUUUUAUGUUUACUAUUCUUUCUUUCACUUUCUUCCCCGGUGUAGCUCAGGCCUUAGACGACCUCAACCUUAUGAACUCUGAGUUGGGCCAACUCGCCAUGUCCUCUAUUUUGCUCGUUGAAAUCAUACAAUGGUUGAUCUAUAUGGGACAAAAUAUAGCUACUAAAGAUAAUGCAAGCCACUCAGCUUUGACCUUUCUUUCUGUAGUGAUUAUGGCUCUUGUGAUUAUAUUUGCCAUACGCCCACUUAUGGUAUGGAUUGUUAAGUCCACACCAGAAGGACAAGAAGUCAAGGAGGUUUAUGUGGUAGCGAUACUACUUGGUGCAUUAUUCCUAGCCUUUGUAUCCAACGCAAUAGGCUGCUUCUUGAUUUUAGGUCCUAUACUUCUUGGGUUAGUCAUACCAGAUGGACCGCCUUUGGGUGCAGCAAUAGUAGCCAAGUCUGAAUUCUUCGUCUCUGAAUGUCUUCUUCCAAUCUUUUAUUUUCGUAUUGGUUUCAGAGCAGACAUACAUUCCAUUACAGAUUGGAAGAGUUUUACCACAUUGCAGGCCAUCAUCGUUGCCACAUAUAUGGCAAAGUUGUUGGCAGUCACCGUGGUAGCAUUGUGCUGCAAAAUUAGUUUGAGAAAUAGUCUUUUGCUCGGCAUGAUGAUGAAUAUCAGGGGUAUUAUAGAAGUCAUCAUGUUUUCUGGAUGGAAGUUCACUAAGCUCCUAGAUGACCAAGGUUAUACCAACCUAGUGUUAUCUGUGCUGCUUGGGAACAUGAUUUCAACAUCAUUGUUACAUUUCACAUACAGGGCUCAUCUAAGACUUGGGCCAUCACCCAAAGGUCCUCGCAUUAGAAACAUCCAGUCGGUUCAAAGAAACUACCCUUUCGACAUUCUUUGUUGCAUCCACACCGAACAAACUAUCCGCAACCUCACCUCCAUCCUAGAAGCCUCAAACCCAACAGAAGAGAGCCCCAUUUGCGCCUACAUUAUCCAAGCAGUCGAGCUAGUGGGGAGGGCUAUACCUGUGCUAGUCCCUUACAAGAAGAAGAAAGAGGGGAAAAAAUGUAGCCGAUUAAAUUCACUCACACAUCAGCUGAUGCAAGCCUUCAAGAACUACUCGGAGAACUCAAGAGGACCUGUCUUGAUCGAAUCAUUCACUCUGAUCGCUCCCUAUAAAUCGAUGCAUGAGACCAUUUGCCGUCUACUUGAUGACAAUCACGUACCUUUCGUUAUCCUCCCAUUUCAUGAUAACCCCAGCUGGCAUAUGGUCUGCAACACUGUGACUACUUCAAUACGACAAUUCAAUAAAAACAUGCUGCAAUAUUCAUCGUGUUCAAUUGGAAUACUCAUUGAAAGAGGGUUGCCAGGUCCGGUGACCAUGUCCCAUUUCUCAUAUAAUGUGGCUGCAUUUUUCAUUGGCGGACCAGAUGAUCGCGAGGCUUUAGCUUUGGCGGCACGUAUGUUAGGCAACCGGAAUGUGGCCGUCACAGUAAACAGGAUUCGUAUUGUGCACCAGGGUGACCAUAAUGAAGACGAGGAGAAUGAAGCUAGGUUGGAUGAUGCAAUGGUGGAUGAGUUUAAGCUGAGCAGUAUUGGGAAUGAUUGCUUGAAAUGGCGAGAUAUUGGGGUUGAGGACACUAUACAACUUACGGAUGCAAUUAUGGACUCGCAGGGGGAUUAUGAUCUAGUAAUGGUCGGAAGGCGGCACGCAGACAAUUCAUUGAGGGAUGAGGAAAUGUCAGAGUUCGUGCAUUAUGCGGAGUUGGGAAUGAUCGGCGACAUGCUUGCUUCUCCAGAUUUCUGUGGUGGAAUGGUGAAUGUUUUGGUGCUGCAAGAAAGUACGGAACUUAGUAGAAAUUAUGGAUCAGCUCCUGGGCGUGACUUCUCGAAAAAUUUAGGGUAUAAGUAG
Fragaria vesca subsp. vesca is the source of this 2106-nucleotide messenger RNA. RefSeq names its product cation/H(+) antiporter 15-like. NCBI's taxonomy places the organism in Eukaryota, Viridiplantae, Streptophyta, Magnoliopsida, Rosales, Rosaceae. Gene Ontology annotation, biological process: proton transmembrane transport; regulation of pH. The transcript is spliced from 2 exons. The record is from RefSeq and is a predicted model, not a curated record. Gene Ontology annotation, cellular component: endomembrane system; membrane. Gene Ontology annotation, molecular function: antiporter activity. The coding region runs from base 1 to 2106 and encodes 701 amino acids.